UCACGCUUUACAACAGACAGCAGGAAUUCAAGAGGAAGUCAAUCCUCUGGAAAAUCAGCGCUACUCACUCACAAACGUGAUCAAAACGCCCCCGGAAAGGAAGCAGAAAGUUCACCGCCACGUGUUGGGAUUAGCUAUAACUUCUUAUUUUGGAGAAUGGAUUAAACAGGCCAAGUUCCCGCAGAUGGACGCGGUGAGAAGUUUGGCGUUUGUCGGGGCCGUGCUCCUCGGAGUGACGGGCACGUUGGGCAGAGAAGUGUGUCUCGGCACGGACAUGAAGUUGGCCCUGCCCUCCAGUCUGGAGAAUCACUACGAGACCCUGAGGCUUCUGUACACUGGGUGCAAGGUCGUCCAUGGCAACCUGGAGAUCACGCACCUCCAUGGCAACCCAGACCUCUCCUUUCUACAGGGUAUAGUGGAGGUGCAAGGGUAUGUCCUCGUAGCUCAUGUAUCUGUAGAUCUGGUGCCACUGGAUAACCUUCGUAUCAUUCGGGGGUCCCAGCUGUACAACGGCAGCUUUGCCUUGGCUGCACUUGAAAACAUGCAGGCAGGGCGGGGGCUCAGGACACUUAGGCUCCGUAGUCUCACAGAGAUUCUGGUGGGUGCAGUCUAUAUUUGGAACAACCCUCAGCUGUGUUUCCCAGACCCCCAUAGCAUCGUGUGGCGGGACACUUUAGACGAACAAAACAUUCACGCCAACAAACACAAACUGCAGAAGCGGGCUGCUAACUGUCCAAGUUGUGCAUCUUCUUGUAAUAAAUCCUGCUGGGGGGAGACUGCACAGGACUGCCAAACAUUGACCCGCAUUAGUUGUGCCUCUGGCUGUCAACGCUGUAAAGGUCCUUUCCCCAGCGACUGCUGUCAUUUGCAGUGUGCUGCUGGGUGCACUGGGCCCAAAGACUCAGACUGCCUGGCAUGUCGUCACUUCAAUGACAGUGGAGUUUGUAAAGAGAACUGUCCUCCUCCCACCAUCUACGACCCUGCGAUCUUUCAGACCAAACCCAACCCAGACAAGAAAUUCAGCUUUGGGGCCACCUGCGUGAAGACCUGUCCAUAUAACUACCUGUCUAUGGUUGUUGCAUGUACUUUGGUUUGUCCUAAAUCAAACCAGGAGGUAAUCCUCACAAACCCAGAUGGAAGUGAGACCCAGAAGUGUGAAAAAUGUGAAGGCGACUGUCCAAAAGUGUGCUAUGGUUUGGGCAUGGAGCACCUUGGCAUUGUCACUAUGGUUACUGCUGCCAAUGUGGAACAGUUCAGCUCCUGCAAGAAGAUUUUUGGCAGCCUGGCCUUCCUCCCCCAGAGCUUCGCAAGUGACCCUGUGACCAAUACAUCAGGCCUCACUCUAGAGCAGCUCAGGGCUUUCAGGAGUGUGGAGGAAAUAACAGGAUAUCUUUAUAUUGAUGCCUGGCCUGAAAACAUGACAGAUCUGAGCGUUUUUGAAAACCUGAAGGUGAUUCGUGGAAGGAUGCUUUACAAGGGUGUCUUUUCACUGGCGGUCCAGAAUCUCCACAUUGAGUCUUUAGGGCUGCGUUCACUGCACAGUGUCAGUGGAGGCCUGGUUAUGUUGCACAAUAACCCUCAGCUCUGCUACACCAGCUCAUUGCCCUGGGACACCCUUCUCCAUCCCACUCAGGGCCCACAUUGCAUCAUCAGCCAAAACCAAGACCCCCAAACCUGUAAGGCCCAAGGGCAUGUGUGCCACCCAUUGUGUAAAGGGGGAUGCUGGGGUCCCGGGCCAAGCCAGUGUGUGUCCUGUAAAUAUUUCCAACGUGGGACAGAGUGCAUCGAGCAGUGCAAUGUCGACCAAGGCCUUGUGCGUGAAUAUGUUGACGGAUCUUUGUGUGUGGCUUGUCACGCAGAGUGUGAGCCUCUUAAUAACACUGCCGCCUGCCAUGGACCGGGAGCAGACAUGUGCACAGAGUGUCGAAACUUCAAAGAUGGAGACUUUUGUGUAGAUCACUGUCCUAGCGGAGUCAAAGUGGACCAGAUUUAUAUUUGGAAAUACAGUGACGCUGAUAGGAACUGCCAGCCCUGCAACACCAACUGCACCCUAUCGUGCACUCUGAUGGAUGAAAGAGGAUGUCCCAUUCACACUGGACCAGGGACAACCAUUGCAGCUGCCGUUGGUGGUGUGGUGCUGUUCUGUAUCCUCUUGGCUCUGCUAAUUUUUUACCUGAAGAGACAGAAGAAACUGAAGAAGAAGGAAACUCUGAGGAGAAUCCUGCAGGAGCAUGAGUUGGUGGAACCUUUGACUCCCAGUGGCGCAUCACCAAACCAGGCUCAGAUGAGGAUCCUGAAGGAAACUGAGCUGAAGAAACUGCGAGUGCUCGGAGCUGGGGCUUUUGGUACUGUCUACAAGGGUGUGUGGACCCCUGAUGGAGAAAAUGUAAAAAUUCCAGUGGCCAUUAAAGUUUUACGAGAGAACACUUCACCAAAGGCGAACAAAGAGAUUUUGGAUGAGGCAUAUGUGAUGGCUGGAGUGGCCAGUCCUUAUGUGUGUCGUCUCUUGGGGAUCUGUCUGACCUCCACAGUUCAGUUGGUCACUCAGCUCAUGCCCUAUGGCUGCCUGCUUGACUAUGUCCGAGAAAACAAAGACCGGAUUGGCUCUCAAUUUCUACUCAACUGGUGUGUCCAGAUUGCCAAGGGAAUGAGUUACCUGGAAGAGGUGCGUCUGGUUCACAGAGAUCUGGCUGCCCGAAAUGUUCUGGUCAAAAACCCAAACCAUGUGAAGAUCACAGACUUCGGCUUAGCUCGACUCCUCGAUAUAGAUGAGACUGAGUAUCACGCUGAUGGGGGGAAGGUCCCAAUUAAAUGGAUGGCCUUGGAAUCUAUUCUACACAGAAAGUUUACUCAUCAGAGUGAUGUUUGGAGCUAUGGGGUGACAGUGUGGGAACUGAUGACAUUUGGUGCUAAGCCUUAUGACAUGAUCCCAGCAAGGGAAAUCCCAGAAGUCCUGGAGGGAGGAGAGAGACUGCCCCAACCCCCCAUCUGCACCAUUGAUGUUUACAUGAUCAUGGUUAAAUGUUGGAUGAUUGAUCCUGAGAGCAGACCACGCUUCAAAGACCUUGUGAACGACUUUAGUGCCAUGGCCAGAGAUCCACCUCGAUAUGUUGUCAUACAGAAUGAUGAGCAGAUGAGCACGUCCAGCCCGGUGGACAGUCAGUUCUUCCGAAUGUUGAUGGAGGAGGAGGGCACAAACAUGAGUGAGCUCUUGGAUCCCGAUGAGUACCUGGUCCCACAGCCAAAUAUGUUCCAGAGGAGUCAGACAGACGGGGUCCAGUCCAACGGGCCGUCCCGACAUCAGUCAUACAGGAGCCGAGACCAGGGUUUGGAUUUGGACUCUUCUCUCACUAAUGGCCCCCGGAGUAUGACCUCUUCCAUGAACACUCUGAGCAGGGCACAGUACCCCACCCUGCCCCUAGGAGCCAGUACUUCAAACGGACCGUGGUCGCAGUAUCCGACCCUGGCCCGCAGCCCCUCAGCAGGAGGCCAAUCAGACUCUGUGUUUCUGGAUGGGUCACCGGACAACCCAUCACUGCCCCCUGCUAGCCCAGGUCGGUACAGUAAGGACCCCACCUAUCCCAAUGGCAGCCUGGGAGAUUUGGAGACAGAUGGUCCUGUCACGUUCCCAACCCCCCAUUAUCUCCAUCACUCCCUUCCCAGACCUCAUCGGUAUCAUGUCAACCACGCCCUACCAGAAUAUGUCAAUCAGGAUAUUCACAAUCUUCGGUUAAUGAUGCCAGAGCGUCCCACCACACUUCCUCGGAAAGGCUCCAAAAUCGACCGCCGACUCCCCAACGGCCUCAGCUCGGGACAUAGUGUGGAAAACCCUGGAUAUUUGGUCCCGAAUGCCUCAGGGACAUCUACCUCUCCUGCCUUUGAUAACCCCUAUUAUUUGGACCUUGUGGCAAAGCCCAAAGCCAUUGCAUCUCCACCGCUGGAGGCCAAUGGGGACCUUGAAACAGACAGAGACGCAGUUUCUCGGCAGCUCAAUGGUUUUGUAACGCCCACAGCAGAAAACCCGGAAUAUCUUGGCCUAGCGGAUACAUGGAGUGGUUAUACUUGAGGAAUUAACCUAGAUGGACAUCCCGGACUGAACACAGGGAUAUUGAAGAAGUGAAUGUUAUGUAGACAAAUACAUAAAAUACAUUUACCAGUAUACUCAAGGGUCUGAAGUUAACAGUUAAAUCUCAGUUAUUGUAGCAUUCAUUUUUUACAUCAACGUCAUCACCCUCUUUUUCAAUAGUAGUCUCUCUUAUGAGUUCCAUAAAAAUUCACGGCACCUCUUCGUGACAAUACAGACUUCACAAGUUUAUGAAUAAAUAUGAAUGAAAUGACUAGAAUGCACUACGGAGAGUAUUACACUUCUGUAAUGGACAAUCUUCAUCCUCAGACUGCAAUACGGAUGUUCACAUUUUUGUACGUUUUAUGUUUACUGUCUGUGACGUUUUUAUACCUGAUGUAAUGGUACUUCAUCUGACAAAAGAAAACAUCUAUCCAAAAUACAUCGACAAAGCAGGCUGGGAUAUGCAUUGAGUCCAGUGCUUAGUAUGCAUGUCACUGUGCCCAGGACUUGAUAGUGUUCACUCAAAGCCGUUUUGUUUGGGACGGAGAAGUGCCUGCAGCCCAUCUGGCCAGUAGACAUGCUCCGAGGAAGAAAGCACUCAGUGUAUCCAAGACAGAGUCUUUGUACCACUCUGAUGUAUGUGGGAGGCUAUGACUAUUUUCUCUCAAUGCAAAAAAUGUAUGGUACUUAAUCAAACUGCAGAACAUUUUAAUACAUUUGUUCAGGGAGAUCCUUAAGAAUGCACUGUCAAAUACCCCCUACUACCUUAUAAUAUGGAGAAAUAUUAUAUUGGGGGAUUCAAGUAUAUGCAUUGAGUUAAUAUGCCUGAAAAAAUAUGUGACAGAAACUCUCUAUUCAAGAUAGGGGAAUGCUUUCCUUUUGGUUUUGGUUAUGGUUCAGAUUCCUUUCAGUGGACACACUGGCAUCCCAGUUAAUGAUCAACAGCAUUUUUAAAGACUUUUUAAGGCUGUUGAACUCUGGGGGAGGUCGGACAGUCAAUGCUCCCAUUGUGAGACCCCCAUCCUCGAUGCAACAACUCAACCAUUGAUAUUGCCACAACAAAGGUGUCUGGAAUAGAUGGUUUACUAAUGAUGACUAAUUUGGUAAUUGAUUCAUGCAACAGCUUUUGAGUCAGAAGGGAGUAAUUGAGUGUGAUUUCAGAUUUGAAAAUUUUAUUUAACAUGAUCCCCCACUACACACAAUUUUCCUGAAGGUAGGUUUUCAUUCAUGGUCUACUCUAUGCUAACACUGGAAUUUAGAUAUUAAUGAAAAGGGCAUGAAAAGUUAUGGCAAUGUGCAAUUUUCAAACCUAAAUUAUAAAGCCUUUCCUUAUUCUGAAACCAAAUUGCCACAAAAUGGUUUGCAUUACUAUUUCAAGUAAGCAAAAGAGCUAU
Messenger RNA from Boleophthalmus pectinirostris (great blue-spotted mudskipper), 5460 nucleotides. It is a transcript of the gene erbb2, whose product is annotated as erb-b2 receptor tyrosine kinase 2. Gene Ontology annotation, cellular component: signaling receptor complex; basal plasma membrane. Bases 185 to 4066 code for a protein of 1293 amino acids. The record is from RefSeq and is a predicted model, not a curated record. NCBI's taxonomy places the organism in Eukaryota, Metazoa, Chordata, Actinopteri, Gobiiformes, Gobiidae. Gene Ontology annotation, molecular function: ATP binding; transmembrane receptor protein tyrosine kinase activity. Gene Ontology annotation, biological process: positive regulation of MAPK cascade; multicellular organism development; cell surface receptor protein tyrosine kinase signaling pathway. The transcript is spliced from 27 exons.